GCCUUGAUAAAAUAUCAAAUUUCUUGAUCCAGUUGAUUUAUAAAGAAUGCUUAAUGAUGCGAUUUGUUCUCGUAACGAGGAAUUCAAAAAACAUAUUAAAAAGUCGAGAAAUGAACAGCAAAAGGCCCUUUUGAUUGCCUUUUUGUUAUAUUGUGCACCUGUUAUUGUUGCACUUGUUAAGCGUAAACUUGUAAAUAGUUAGAAUAAAAAAGUAGUAAAUAGUAAUGUUUGAAAAAAAGAUAGUCGU
This is a messenger RNA of Pneumocystis carinii B80, 247 nucleotides long. RefSeq lists its product as hypothetical. The record is from RefSeq and is a predicted model, not a curated record. Bases 47 to 202 code for a protein of 51 amino acids. Lineage: Eukaryota; Fungi; Ascomycota; Pneumocystomycetes; Pneumocystales; Pneumocystaceae. The transcript has 2 exons.